Adineta steineri is the source of this 786-nucleotide messenger RNA. Lineage: Eukaryota; Metazoa; Rotifera; Eurotatoria; Adinetida; Adinetidae. The record is from the annotation of a GenBank genome assembly.
AUGGAAUUCGAUAAUCCAUUAUCAAAUCUGAAUAAGGAACAAGAAUCUCCAAUGUCACUUCCUCCUUCAUUAUUUUCACCCUCUCCUUGGGCAAAUCCGCCUGUUGUUUCCUCUAAGAAGAGAACUCCUACGUUGACAAUCAACGAUGUCAGAUCACCGCAACAAACUUUAUAUCAACAACCACGAACACCAACCACAGUUGCCAUGACACCCAUGACUCCACGUAUUACCAAUGUUCUUGAUAUAAAACCAAGUUUACAAAAUAUCGUAGCAACGGCAAAUCUCGGAUGUAAAUUGGAUUUAAAACGUAUUACUUCGCAAGCACGUAAUGCUGAAUAUAAUCCAAAACGUUUUGCUGCUGUUAUUAUGCGUAUUCGUAAUCCGCGUACUACUGCAUUGAUCUUUCAAUCGGGUAAAAUGGUUUGUACGGGCGGAAAAAGUGAAAAUGAUGCAUCACAAGCAGCGCGACGAUUUGCACGAAUCAUUCAAAAACUUGGCUUCGAGGUUAAAUUUUCUGAUUUUAAAAUACAAAACGUGGUUGGUAGUGCUGAUCUCAAAUUUAAAAUUCGACUCGGAGUGCUUCAGGUGGCACAUACCAACUUUUGCCGUUACGAGCCGGAAGUCUUUCCCGGUCUCAUCUAUCAAAUGAAGGAACUGAAAGUAGCUUUACUCAUAUUCGCAUCAGGCAAAGUCGUACUUACUGGUGCAAAAACUCGUGAAAGCAUUUACAAAGCAUUUGAACAAAUCUUUCCAAUUCUAUGUCAAUUUCGACAUACAGGAGCCUAA